Messenger RNA from Argiope bruennichi, 3057 nucleotides. RefSeq lists its product as uncharacterized. The record is from RefSeq and is a predicted model, not a curated record. The transcript has a single exon. Gene Ontology annotation, biological process: proteolysis. Gene Ontology annotation, molecular function: aspartic-type endopeptidase activity. Bases 1 to 3057 code for a protein of 1018 amino acids. Lineage: Eukaryota; Metazoa; Arthropoda; Arachnida; Araneae; Araneidae.
AUGUUUAAAACAGCUAAGGGCUUCUUGAAAGAGGACUUGUUGUUUGUAGCAGAAGAAAUUGGAGAGACACUGCCUGAUAAGGUAAAAAUUUCUGAACUGAAAGAUAUUAUUUUGAAUAGCAAAGAGUAUUUGGAUGAUCCAGACUUUGUGACAAAUAUUUUAGUAACGGCCGUGAGCCAACGAAAACUAAAAGAAGAACAAAAACAAAAGCAAACAGAAUUUGAAAAAGCGGAAAGAUUAAAACAGCUAGAAUACGAAGAAAGUGGAAAAAUAAGAGAACACGAACUGGAAUUGGCGAGAAUCAGAGCAACGUUGCCAAUUACAGGUGAGUCUCAAAAUACUGUUAUAUCUGGUGCUAAAAAGAAAUUUAAUCUGCCAAAAUUAGAAUUUAGACAGUUUAAUGGCGAUAUUAAAGAUUGGCUACAAUUCUGGAGCCAGUUUCAACACAUUCAUAACGAUGAUGAAAUCGCGCCUGAGAACAAAUUUCAAUAUCUUGUGCAAGCUACUGUAAAUGGAUCACGAGCCCGAGAAGUAGUAGAAAGCUUCCCGGCAACAGCAGCCAAUUAUGCCAAAGCAGUUGAAAGUUUAAAAGCACGAUUUGGGAGAGAUGAACUAUUAGUAGAAGUUUAUGUUCGGGAAUUAUUAAAGCUGAUAAUCUCAGUUCAGAAACAUGAGAAAAUAUCGAUGACAUCUCUCUAUGAUAAACUCGAAUCUUAUUUGAGAGCCUUAGAGACUUUAGGAGUGACUACUGAUAAAUGUGCUUCAAUUCUUUAUCCCAUGGUGGAGUCUUGUUUUCAAGAGGACUUUUUGAAAGCAUGGAAUAGAAGUGCUUCUUCAGCAGUCUCAACUGAUGCUAAAGACCGUUUAACCAACUUGAUGACUUUUCUUAAAGCAGAAACGGAGGGCGAAGAAAGAAUUAAUUUGGCUAUGGCUGGUUUUGGCUUGGGUGCAGAUGAAAAUCGCCAAUCAUUUAAGAAAAAAGUAAGAGAUUUUCCAAUGAAAAAAGUACCUACAGCUGCCAAUUUAUUUACUACAGCUUCAAAAGAAGUGAAGAAAGAAUGUGUUUUCUGUACUGGGAAACACUCGAGCCCAGACUGUUUUCAAGCUCAGAAGAUGAGUUUGGCUGAAAGGUAUAAUAUUUUAAGAGAGAAGCAAUGUUGUUUUGCUUGCUUAACACCAAAGCAUACAUCUCGUUCCUGUAAGGCAUUUUUAAGAUGUGUAAUAUGUGGGAAAAAGCAUGUCCCACUUAUGUGUGAGUCUCUAGAGGCUAAGAAUCAAGAUUCAUUCAAGAGUGAGAAUAAGAGUCCAAAUGUUGAAGUUAAUAUGGCCAACAACACUUCUAGUCCCAGGGUGUUCCUCCAAACGUUGAAAUUAAAAAUGGUGUGUGGUAACAAAGAAAUCCCAGUUAGGGCAAUUCUAGAUUCUGGGUCACAAAAGACUUAUGUAUUAAAGAAUGUUGUUGAGAAAAUGGGAUAUAUCCCACUCAGAAAGGAAAUUCUGAUGCACUCAUUGUUUGGGGGCAUUAAAUCUGACAAGUGCGAACAUAAUUGCUAUAGGAUAAAACUGAGAAAUCAAGACAACAGUGUUACAUGCAACCUGGAAGCAUUAGACCAGCCAUCUAUAUGUGACAAAAUUUCAUCAGUCAUUCCAGGUUCAUGGAUUACAGAGCUCCGUGAGAUGAAGAUCAGGCUAUCAGAUGUAGGGGAGGAGCCACAAUCUGUUCAAGUGCUUCUUGGUUCAGAUGUGAUAGGGAAGCUCAUGACUGGCCAGCGUAGAGUUCUAUCCUGUGGGCUUGUUGCCAUGGAGACACUACUUGGCUGGACUCUGUCAGGUAAAGUUCCUGAGAAUGAGAUGUCAUCAUGCAAUGCUAUGCUGGUGGCCUCCCUAUUUGUGAAAGAGAUGGAUAUCUCCCAAUUAUGGAGAUUAGAUUCCUUGGGGAUCCAAGAUCCUUCAGAACAAAAAACCAAAGAGGAGCUUCAUAAAGCGUCGAUGGAGCACUUCUUAAGAACUGUCAAGGUCGAUGAAGAAGAGCGAUUCCUUGUCUCCCUACCUUGGCUUGACGGUCAUUUGCCUCUUCCAGACAACUUCAAUUUGGCACUCAAAGGGUUGCAAGUGACAACCCAUAAGCUGAAGAAGGAAAACUUAUUUCAAGAAUACGGUGAUGUCUUUAAAGAAUGGGAACGAGAAGGCAUAAUUGAAGAAGUUCCCCAAGAGGAAAUAAAGUCUGCUUGUCACUAUCUGCCCCAUCGACAUGUGGUGAAGCCGAACAGCACUACGAAAAUUAGGCCCGUCUUUAACGCUUCAUCAAAACAAAAGGGAGCGGUCAGCCUCAAUGACUGUUUGGAAAAGGGAUUAAACUUGAUUGAAUUGAUCCCUUCCAUGUUAACAAGGUUUCGACUGUAUAGGUUUGGCAUUUCGGCUGAUAUACGGAAGGCCUUCUUACAAAUAAGUCUAUAUAAGGAGGAUCGAAAUUUCCUGCGAUUUUUGUGGCACAGUGAAGAAGGAGAACUCAUACAUUACCGACAUUGCCGAGUGGUGUUUGGUGUUUCCAGCAGCCCUUUCUUGCUUGGGUCAACAAUCCAAUACCACUUGGAGAGAAAGUUGGAAGAAGCGCAGCAAGGCCGUGGAAGAUACCCUGAGUGCAUUAUUCAAAAGUUGAUGAACAGCUUUUACGUGGACAAUUGUUUAGCAAGCGUCAAAACCCACUCGGAGCUAGAACGAUUUAUUGAUGUAGCCACGGAGAUCAUGGCUGAAAGAAAAUUCGACUUACGAGGGUGGGAGCACUCUAGCCCAUCUGAUCCAAUAACAAGUCCUACAAUCAUCCUGGGAACGAUUUGGGACAGACAUUGUGAUACUCUUUCAAUAAAUAUUCCGGAUUUGAGAGAACUAAUGGAAGAGGUUAUCACGAAAAGAAAUAUUCUUGCUGCUUCCCACAAAGUGUUUGAUCCCUUGGGGAUUACUAGUCCAGUGUUGCUACUACCAAAACUCUGGCUACAAAAUUUGUGGAAAUCUAAAAUCGGUUGGGAUGAAGAAGUAGAACACGUCAAGAUUUUCUGA